Messenger RNA from Toxorhynchites rutilus septentrionalis, 1393 nucleotides. RefSeq lists its product as uncharacterized. The transcript has 4 exons. NCBI's taxonomy places the organism in Eukaryota, Metazoa, Arthropoda, Insecta, Diptera, Culicidae. The record is from RefSeq and is a predicted model, not a curated record. The coding region runs from base 1 to 1176 and encodes 391 amino acids.
AUGAGCAGACAAAAAUCCGAGGCAACCGACUUCAACCCUAAAUCCCAGGAACAACACAUAUCGCAAAGGCUCGAGCAAAUACAACAACAACAACAACAACAGAUAGCGACAUCAUUGGCAUCGAACCUUAAAAAUCAUACAUCCCAUAAAUCCACUUCCUUUUAUGAUAAAGUAGAUAUUAGAAAUCCAUUAGGAGAUGUAGUUAAACUAAAAGUGAAGAAACUUUAUAACAAUUUCCUCCAAAUAAAACCACUCCAACAUCACCGACUUAGAAGAUGGGAUACGCUGGGUGCAACAUGGAAAUGGAUCGCAGGGUCGCCGGACGCGCAGGACCUCCGCAUUAUAAACUCCACGCUCAAUGAGUUAAUCACACAGAACAACCAACAGUUUGAAGUAAACAAUCAUAUCAACGAAAGGAUUUCAUACCUGACGGGGACCAUCAACAGAAUCAUCGAGAAAAUGAAAACGAAUGAAUUAUUAACCAACGAGAUCACAUCAAUAAUCACGAUAAUUAAUAUCGAUAUCAUCAAUAAACUAUUAGAAGACAUUCAAGAGGCCAUCAUCCUAUCUAAGACGUCAAUAUCAACAAAUAAAAUACUUUCGAUUCAAGAAAUCUCUUUUAUAAAGUCAUUAUUACAAAAUCAAGGCGUGACAAUAGACCUCCCAGACGACGCCUUUCAACAUGUAAUUCCCAAAUUUGCAGUAAGCCAAGGGACCCUUCUGUACAUCCUUCAUGUUCCCCGACUGGACAACAAGACAUCCUCCGUUAUUCAGCUGCACCCCUUAGUACACAGGAACCAAAUCAUCAACAACUAUCCGGAGCAUGUCGUCAAAAUCGGAAACACCCUUUACGCUACUAGCAAUCCGCAGCAGUUCGUUCAGAAAGCAGCAUAUUUGAAAGCAAUAAACGACGCUUGCAUUUACCCACUGAUUUUUGGUACGCUCUUGAUUCAAAACGCAAAAGACAACCUCCUACGAAGCAACUGCGGACCAGAUGAUCGCACUUUAGUUGGAAAUUUCUUAAUAACAUUUUCAAAUUGUACUAUCAACUUGAACAACCAAUCAUUCCAGAACAACGAAGUAGUACACGAAAUGGACGUCAUCCACGGGGCACUCCAUAACGUCAGAACGACCUGGAACAAACAUCACUAUUUCGACAUAUCAACAAUUGAAUAGAGCAAACGGAUCGGGACGAUCCUCACUUAGGGAGAGACCAGUUACCGAGGCAACCGACUUCAACCCUAAAUCCCAGGAACAACACAUAUCGCAAAGGCUCGAGCAAAUACAACAACAACAACAACAGAUAGCGACAUCAUUGGCAUCGUUAGAAUCAGGCAACAAGUCAACAGACACACAAUUCUGCACUCCGUAACCCGACGCCAGAACCAGCACC